GCAAGUAUGACGGACAUUCCGCCCACCAACCUCUGCGAUCACUUGAUCCUGUUCUUGAGAGCCGCAAGUUGUCUCCACAUCGUGCUCUUUCCGUCUCUUUUUCUUUCUUUCUCUCUCUUUUCAUUUCAUAUCGAUCCCUCAAGCCUACGUCUUCAGAUCAUUGCUCACGCAGCAUCCAUUUCCCGUUUGUGCUUGAAGUCCUCUCCUCAACGACCUGACGAGCCCGUUACAUACAGACGCGCACAAACACAAACACACCAAAGCACACAUACACAGAAUGGACAAGUUGACAACGCUCACCCCACCCGCGCCGGGUUACAUUCCCCAACGCCCGCUAUCCGUCACACCCGAAGACGAGGCGCCGCAACCACACGACCCGUCCAGCGAUCAUACCAAGGCGGCAGCAGUUUCUUAUCGCCCACAAGAGCCAAUACGCAUGCACCAGCCGUCCGGCGAUGGGUCUCCCGACCUCAGAGGUGGGCGUAGGGACCACGGGUGCUGUGAAUGCUGUCUUUACUGCUGCGGCAUUGUGGUGUUGAUAAAAUGCCUUGACAGCUUCUGCGGCUGAUGCGGUGCGACUUUUGGAUGGAGGGGUUGGAAGACCAAAGAAGAGAGGAAAAAAAAGGGCAGUCAUCAUAGAAAAGCAAUGGACAGAACAGAAAGACAAAAGCAGGGCAAGUUAGCAAAGCGGGACACAUACCUGGCGCCAUAGGGGGGAUAUCUGGAGAUUCAUCGGCUGCAGGCAUGAUUGGUUUCAUCCAAAGGAAACCUUUUCGUGAACAACCUAUUUCAUGUACAUUUUGCGGCGGAUCGGGAUUCGAUUGAUAGGCCAUGGCCGGCGACGUGCAUGCUAAUGAUGCCAUGUGCCACCUCCCCUCUUUUCUUUCUCUUUCUCUCUGAAGAUCAGUCUAUCUUGUGACGAGAUGGAACGGCAAAUUGAGGCUUCGGAGCGUCACUGCGUCGGACGAAACUGGGUGUAUUCCCGAAUAGUUGGAGGAAUUAUCAUAGCGAUGCAAGGCAGAAGCUACAAGGACGUCAAGGAGAUGAGUGGCUUCUGAGGAUUUGUGAAGCUCGUAUGAUUGAACGAAGGCACACACUAGAUUGCACAUG
Messenger RNA from Cryphonectria parasitica EP155, 1110 nucleotides. RefSeq lists its product as uncharacterized. NCBI's taxonomy places the organism in Eukaryota, Fungi, Ascomycota, Sordariomycetes, Diaporthales, Cryphonectriaceae. The coding region runs from base 278 to 568 and encodes 96 amino acids. The record is from RefSeq and is a predicted model, not a curated record. The transcript has a single exon.